GCAUUUGAUUGUCGGGAAUUGUGUGCAUCUUCAUUAUCAGUGUCAGUCAGCUUCAAUUGUUCAUUAUGCCGCCAGUAACUAACAACAAGAAGAAUCUACAUCCUUUGGCUGUUCUCAAAUUGUGUGUCCUUUUUGGCAUGCUGCUGAAUGUGCUACAACAUCCACGAGCCGUUAAAGCCACAGAUGAUGUUGCCAAUGUAUCACCUUGUGAAUUGGAAUCCAUUAUAAAUCAAUUGGUGUAUCCAAGUCCACAAUAUCAAAUGCAUGCCGCUUCUUUACGCAAUCAAUUGCGCAACAUUUUACGCGAACGCCAGCUGGAAGAGGGCGAAGAGCAGAGUCUCAACAAUGACAUGGACUAUUUGGAGGAAGAUAAACGUUCAGUGGCCGCUCUAGCAGCUCAGGGUCUUUUACAUCACAACAAUGCGGCAGCUGCCAAACGUAGUCUAGCCACUCUGGCCAAAAACGGUCAAUUGCCCACACCCGAUCCCGAAAUCAUACCCGAUGGCGAUCAGCGCAAUGAAGACAAACGUUAUGUGGGUGCCUUGGCCAGAUCGGGUGGUUUAAUGGGUUAUGGCAAGCGUAAUAUCGGUACAUUGGCUAGAGAUUUCCAAUUGCCCCAAAAUGGCAAACGUAACUUGGCUACCAUGGCUAGAUUGGGCAUGUUGGGUAAUCGUAAUGAUCCCAAACGUAAUAUGGCUUCGGUGGCUCGUUAUAAUUCGAGAAUGUAUAAUAAUGCCGAGAAACGUAAUAUUGGAGCAUUGAAAGGUUCUCCCGUGCAUGGUGGUGUACAGCAGAAGCGUGCCGAAGAUGAUGUGUAUUUGCCAGCGGUUUAUAAUAAUUAUGUGGAUCCUUUGGCUUAUUACUGGAACUAUGGCACUUAUGCCGAUUUGGAUUGGGAUGAUUUUGGUCGUGCUCAAAAGAGAUUUUUAGAUACCUCCAAGGAUCCUGAAUUAUUUGGCAUAGAACAUGCACAUUUAUUACAAAACCUUGAAGAUGAGGAUGCUACACUAGCUGUCACCCAUCUGCCCGACGAAGAAGGCGACAGCCAUAGUGUAGCUGCAUUGAUGCAUGAUGAUGAAGAUGAUGCUGUGGAGGAGGAAGAUGAUGAGGAAGAGCAGGAACAUUAUGCGGCACCCACCAAACGUCAUAUAGGUGCUGUAUAUCGUUCGGGAUUUUUGCCCUCGUAUAGGGCGUUACGCAGUACCGCUGGUUCCGGAGUAGGUGGAGGCCGUUUUAGUCGUUCUGGACGUGCCAGGCAAUUUGUCGAGUAUUACCCCCAACCAGAGCGACUGCGUCAACCCAUCGCAGCCGUUUGUAAACGCUGUUUCCUACCCUAUCGGCCCGUGGUUAAUUGGGGUGCUACUGGUAUACGUGGACGCUGGCCGAAAUAUGUACAAACUGAAGAACACUCACGCAGCAUUAAUACCAACUAUUUGCCCUCAUAUUCGGCGGCAACACCCAAUGUCUUAAGACAUCCAGCUGCUUUGAAUGGUCCUUUGCAUACUUGGGGCACACCACCACGUAUAACAGCUAUGCAUCGCAGAAGUUUUCGGCGUAAUGAUGCUAAUUAUCGUUAUUAAAAAAAAAUAUUUCAAA
Calliphora vicina (urban bluebottle blowfly) is the source of this 1596-nucleotide messenger RNA. RefSeq names its product Neuropeptide-like precursor 1 (gene Nplp1). The transcript has 5 exons. NCBI's taxonomy places the organism in Eukaryota, Metazoa, Arthropoda, Insecta, Diptera, Calliphoridae. The coding region runs from base 66 to 1580 and encodes 504 amino acids. The record is from RefSeq and is a predicted model, not a curated record.